AUGAGUGAUGUGUCCAAAUCUAAGACGAGGACAUCAGUUCGCCGGCAGCGGUCGAUAUACCAGGUGCAUUACUGCCUGGAGCGGCGGCGCGGCGUGGAGAUGAAGCCGCUGGUGCUGCCGUCAGACCUCGGCGUGCAGGCCUUCGACCUGCAGGUGGCCGGCCACCAGAGCACGAACAACUCCAAAUAUAUGGGCCUUCUCCAAUGCAGCAACGGGACAAUACUCAAGCCCAUCCUGAAGCCAUGUCAGCAGCGCGAAGUAGAUUUCUACACUCGCCUACAAACUACUGACGAGCCAGAUUUACUGGAAUUGCGCAAACUAGUGCCCAAAUACUUCGGGCGAACACAUUAUACGUACCAGGGCCAUCAACAGGAGUACAUAGUGCUUGAAGAUCUGACGCAGAGGAUGAUGGAGCAAUGCGUCAUGGACGUCAAGAUUGGUAGAAGGACAUGGGACCCACUCGCGACAGAAGAGAAGAUCAAGAACGAACAGAACAAGUACGCGCUGUGCAAGCAGCAGUACGGGUUCUGUAUCCCCGGGUACCAGGUGGUGGAGCUGGCCACGGGCCGGGGCAGGCGCUACGGCAAGGAUCACGGCAAGAAGCUGCACGGAGACAUGGUUAAGGAUGCCAUUAGGCGGUACUUGAACGGCUGUGGCAGUGCCGGCAUCUGCCGCUCGCUUCUGCUGCAACUCCUAGCUUCUCUAUGGCGCGUACAGGAUUGGGCGCGGCAUCAAACCCGGGCAAAACUGUACUGCACAUCGCUGCUUCUACUGUACGACGCGACCAAACUGCGGGCCUGCUGCGAAUCGCGCGCUAAAUGUUCCACGCCGCCUUCUCGUCGCAGCUCAGUUACGGCCCCCCCUUCCGGCGGCGGGCCCUUAGGCGGCCAACUGGCCCCAAAAGGACCUCUAUACAAACUGCGACCCCCUCGACCUGCACCUACCCCUACCCCAGAUCCUCCCCUGACCUCCCCCUGGACAGAAGCCUACGACAAAAUGACCCACAACCAUUCCUUCGAUCACAAUUACGAAGAAAACCUCACCAAAAUGAAGGCAGACUAUAGAACUUUACUGGAAGAACUGUCCAGCGAUCUCCCAACCCCUAAUACGUGGGCUACGGUCAAAAUCAUAGACUUCGCGCACGUGUUCUUCAAUGAGGACGACGAAAAGGCACUGGACGACAAUUUCAGGGAGGGCAUAGACAAUUUCGUUGCGAUAUUCGAGAGCUUUCUACAAAAAAAAAAAUUAGUCAUCAUCCCUAUUCAUUGUUGUAUAACUCUUGCGAUAUCAAGUUUUACCAAAAUCCCAAUUGAUUUUAGCCGAAUACUAAACUUGCACCGCCUUAUUCCAACUAAAGUUAGUCUUGGUUUAAAUAUAAUGCUUUCUCAGUCUUCUUAUUAG
Chilo suppressalis (striped riceborer) is the source of this 1401-nucleotide messenger RNA. Lineage: Eukaryota; Metazoa; Arthropoda; Insecta; Lepidoptera; Crambidae. The record is from the annotation of a GenBank genome assembly.